Messenger RNA from Trametes versicolor FP-101664 SS1, 738 nucleotides. RefSeq names its product HET-domain-containing protein. Lineage: Eukaryota; Fungi; Basidiomycota; Agaricomycetes; Polyporales; Polyporaceae. The annotation marks the transcript as partial. The transcript has 2 exons. The record is from RefSeq and is a predicted model, not a curated record.
AUGUGGCUCCUAAACACAUCUACAUACCAGAUCGUCUUCGUGCAAAACCCCGCCCAGGCUCAUUACGCUAUCCUAUCGCACGUAUGGGACUCCGCCGGAGAGCAAACCUUCCAAGCUACCGAUCCCCACCUCCUCGACUUCAUUCGAGCCCGGCUGAGUCCAAAGAUCAGAUACUCCUGCGACUACGCUCGCACUCGCGGCUACGCGUACCUCUGGAUCGACACGUGCUGCAUCGACAAAACGAGCAGCGCGGAGCUGUCCGAAGCGAUCAACUCCAUGUUCACCUGGUACUCGCAGGCCGACGUCUGCUAUGUCUUCCUCUCCGACGUCUCAGCCAGUGAUGAUCCCGCGGCGCAAGACUCGUCCUUCCGCCGCAGCAUGUGGUUCAAGCGCGGGUGGACCUUGCAGGAGCUCAUUGUCCCCUCGUCGAACGUGUUCCUGUCGAAGGACUGGCGGAAGAUAGGAACCAAGACGAGCCUCGCACACGUCAUCGAGGGUGUCACCGGAAUCGACACAGACAUCCUCCUUCAUACUCGCCAGCUGCAUACAGUAAGCGUUGCCGAUCGAAUGGUCUGGGCGGCGGGGCGGGAGACGACUCGCGUCGAAGACGAGGCGUACUGCCUUAUGGGGCUCUUUGGCGUGCGUCUCCCCGUCAUAUAUGGCGAAGGCUCGCAGGCGUUCGUACGACUUCAAGAGGAGAUCAUGAGGCGCAUCCCAGACCAAUCGCUUUUUCUGUGG